Molecule: messenger RNA, 1032 nt
Organism: Penicillium samsonianum
Lineage: Eukaryota; Fungi; Ascomycota; Eurotiomycetes; Eurotiales; Aspergillaceae
Product: DSC4 family protein
Exons: 2
Coding region: 1-1032 (343 amino acids)
Biological process (GO): SREBP signaling pathway; protein processing
Cellular component (GO): Dsc E3 ubiquitin ligase complex
Source: RefSeq, a predicted model, not a curated record
AUGACAGACGUUGGUGCCUAUCGGGAUGCGGAAUACAUCGCUGACGUGUCCGGCAUAUCCUAUGACGAUGCGGAGCCCCCGAUGCCAACUGGCACGCUCAGCAGCCAAAACGCGCGUGUGAAGAAAGUCAAGUCGACCGCCAAAGUGGCCUUCAUUGAUCGAUUGCUGCGCGAUCUCGACAUAUUAGUUUAUUGUCAACUCUCCGCCCUGUAUUACAUGGACUGCUCGAUUAUCCUAUUUGCCAUACGUGCCAUCGUCGAAUUGAUCUUCUUCACGCCAAAGGCACCGCCCUUUGAGCCCACACGUAAUCAACCGUUUGUCGCCGCCAUCAUCGGCAGUAACCUCAUCUGCAUACUCUUCCAUGCCUUCCUGAUUCGUCCCGAAGCUGGCGAGGAAACACGCGGCUACCUACAUGGGGGACUGUUCAUCGAUUUCAUCGGGCAGACUCCCGUCUCUGUUUACCGGCUUCUCUCGUUUGACCUUUUAAUCUUUCUAAUCGAUUUUAUCAUGCUGGCCUUGAUUAUCGAGCGGGUGAAGACUAAUGGAACCCCCGCCCCAGCGCCUACUCCACCGAAUCCAGAUACAGCCACAGAUACAACCACAGAUACACGCCUAGACGCGGACGAGUCCCAACCACAAGACCAUGAUGCCGAAGAGCGUGGCGUUCUCCGACAAGAAAACGACGAUGAAACAAUGUCCCGCGCUCAUCAUAGUUCCGAUUCACAUCACAGUAACGGCAUCGACGAAGAGGUUGAAGAAGAGCGCACAACCCUCUUGGCCGACCCGGCCGACGCUGGAUCUGACAGUGGUGCUCGGGGCGAGCAUCCGAUGGAUACAUUCGCGGCUGGCGAGGCUGUCAUUCUCAACAUGAGCUUCCUAGGUACAAUUCGUGAUCAGUGGCGCCACUCAAAUGCGGCGGCACCGUCGACGUCGGGCUUCGUGCCAUCACCCGAAACAGCAACGUUCCUCCGACAGCGGUUUGGUCUCCAGGUUGGGACUAAUGGUCGCAUUGAGCGUGCAAAUACAAUAUGA